AUGAGCAAAUUGAAGACGGGUGUAAUACCCGAUAUUGAUGAUGACGAUACAGAAGAUGAAGAUGAUGAGGAAGGUGAAGAUGAUAAGGAAGGUGAAGACGAUACGAAAGAUGAAGACAGUACGGAAGAUGAAAACGAUCAGGAAGACGAAAUCGUGAAGAUGAAAAUAACACUUAGUAAGAAAGAGAAAGAUCAAGGAACCAUUCUCAUGUGGCUUGCUGAAAUCGAUGAGAGAUUUCUCAAAUGCAAACCAGUCGAAAAUUUGAGAAUCAAAUUCGAUGGAGAACAUGCUGAAUCGGACAGUGCACAACCAUGA
This is a messenger RNA of Adineta steineri, 315 nucleotides long. The record is from the annotation of a GenBank genome assembly. NCBI's taxonomy places the organism in Eukaryota, Metazoa, Rotifera, Eurotatoria, Adinetida, Adinetidae.